AGAAAUCCCUUGUCGUGCUGUAGGUCUCAUUGUUCUCUUUGGGGUUCUUAUCACGUUCCUUUGUGUCUUUCUGUUUCCUUUAACUCUUGCAAAUUUGUUGGAGUUAGAUUGCUACAAAAUAACUUGAAUUGAGCUAUUUUAGUUCAAUAAUGAACUGAAAGAGGAAAGUUGAGUGAGGGAAAAAGGUAAGAAGUGUGAGCAACAUUUGAGAGAAAAGCCAAGUUCUACAAUGUGCGAAACACGAGUGUUAAGUGCCAUUCUGUUUCAAUCAUGUCAAGCGGUGAUGACAGAAAACACCAAGUGGAUGAAUCCUUUAUGCUCAAAGCAAUGCAACAACAAUUUCAGAGGCUGGGCAUCAUGUUUGGAAUAUGAUGCUAAUGAUGAUGUCGAUGACGAUUAUAAAGAUGCAUUCAAAACUGACGCCCAGAACUCAAAUUUCAGCAUGGACAGAAUUAUGAGAGGUAGAGGGGGCCAAAGAGAGCAAAAUUUGACAAGGUGGGGAGAUCGGCAAGAUCGUGACUUAAACAUCAAGAUGAAGAUUCCUCCGUUUCAAGGCAAGAAUGAUCCAGAUGUGUAUUUGGAGUGGGAAAAGAAGGUGGAAUUGGUGUUUGAUUGCCAUAACUAUUCUGAGGAGAAAAAGGUGAAACUAGUAGCGGUGGAAUUUAUUGAUUAUGCUGUGGUGUGGUGGGAUCAGCGUGUGCUUAGUCGACGUAAAAAUCGAGAGCAUCCUGUUGACACUUGGGAAGAGAUGAAAGCUGUGAUGAGAAAACGAUUUGUUCCUAGUCACUACUUCCGUGAUCUCUAUCAACGAUUGCAGGGCCUUACUCAAGGGUCCAAAAGCGUUGAGGAUUAUCACAAAGAGAUGGAAAUCACAAUGGUUAGAUCGAAUGUGGAAGAGGACAGAGAAGCAACUAUGGCACGGUUUCUGCAUGGCUUAAUUCAUGAUAUAGCUAAUGUGGUGGAGCUGCAGCAUUAUGUGGAAUUGGAAGAUAUGGUGCAUAUGGCGAUGAAAGUAGAACGGCAACUCAAGGGUAAAGGAGCCACCACCAAAAGUGGGCAAAAUUCAGCAAUGAGAAGAGUAAAACAGAUAAUACGCAAGGCAUAAACCGAGACAUCAAGAGUUUUCGAUACUUGGGAAGGGGGCAUGUUGCAUCACAAUGUCCUAAUAAGCACCCGAUGAUCUU
Molecule: messenger RNA, 1184 nt
Organism: Rubroshorea leprosula
Lineage: Eukaryota; Viridiplantae; Streptophyta; Magnoliopsida; Malvales; Dipterocarpaceae
Source: the annotation of a GenBank genome assembly